CCGUUCUACAUUAAGUGCAAACGCAAGUAGCAGAUCUCGUAGAAUUGACCAAUCACGUCAUUGUCAAUUGGCUGUCAAUUUUAUCAGUGCGAUUAGUCAAUUCCACGAGAUCUGCGACUUGCGUUUGCGUCUUGCGCUUAAUGUAGAACAGGCUUAAUAUCAGCUGUUUGCGAUAUCCGUGGCGUCGCGUGCAAUGAUGUUCUUCUUCGGCGGUGAAUUUUGUUUUGACGAUAAUUCUUUUCAGUCGGUUGCUUACGGUUAAAUAAAUGUAUACACUCGCAAAUCGAUCGAUACUAUUCGAAACUUGCGUGAAAUAUAAAUAUCAACUAAAAUGUUAUCACGUUUAUUUGUCAACGCGCUGAGUGCAUGCUCAGAACUCGGUUGUAUCAGAAGAAAUGUGCAGAUAACAGACUUUGCCGAAAAUUUCGCCGGCUUUCCUGCAAUAUCUCGAAUUCCUCGCAUUUAUUCGCAACCUGCAACGAUGGCUUCCACAGGCAAAGCAACUUUGGAAGCAUUUAUAAAUAUGUCUGGCAUCAAGUUAUAUAAGCGUCCCUUCACUGUGUGUGUUGAAGGCAACAUAGGAAGUGGAAAAACAACAUUUCUAAGUCACUUUAAGAAGUUUGACAAUGUCAGUGUAUUGGAAGAACCAGUAGAACUCUGGCGUGAUGUUGCUGGUGAAAAUUUACUGGAAUUAAUGUACAGUGAUCCAUCCCGUUAUGCUUAUUUGUUUCAAUCUUAUGUACAACUAACUAUGCUCCAGUUGCACACUUGCAAAACACCUUUGCCUUUUAAAAUUAUGGAAAGGUCUGUCUAUAGUGCAAUGUGUUUCAUUGAAAAUAUGAAGCGCAAUAACAUACUGAGUACAGCUGAAGUUAGCAUUUUAGAUGGGUGGUACAAUUGGUGUUUGAAAAAUGCCAAAAUUGAAACUAAUUUAAUAGUAUAUCUAAGAACAACACCUGAAAUUGUAUACAAAAGAAUGAAACAACGAGGCCGCAAGGAAGAAAAUGCCAUUUCACUGGAAUAUUUGAAGCAGAUUCAUCAGGUUCACGAUGAUUGGCUCUAUCAUCGAAUUCUAAAACCGGUACCGGCUCCGAUUAUAACCAUAAAUGGCGAUCGAGAACUUCAUGAAAUGGUGGAAGAGUUUGAAAAAUGUAAAGAUAAAAUUUUCAGUAAAGUGAUAGAUGACAGCGAUGUGAAUAACACAAUGAUUACAGUAUCGACAAAUUGUUUAUUACCCAAAAUUAAAGCGGGAAUCUUCGAUUAAAAUAUAAAAAUAAUAAGAAACAUUAACGAGUAUGUAAAAUAUGAUUAAACUUGAUGUGAUACAUUAAUUUUGUUGAUCACAUUUAUCUUUGUUGCGUACAUUUCAAAUUUGGUUCCGAAAAUAUGUUUGAUACACAAUAUUGUGACAGAUGACUUUGCAUCUGUCAUUGAUGUUUGAAACAUUUUCAAAAUUUUAAAAUUUAUUUAAUAUUUGUAAUCGUCGAGUUAUUACCGAUUGAAUUAUUACUUUGUUAAAAAGUUUAAAUUAUUGCGAUGUACAUACAUGUGCUUAUAUUAGUUUACCUCAGUUUGUAUUUAUAUUAUUUUAUUGGAAUAUUAAAUGUAAUCAAAUUUAGGUUUUUACAUAAUA
Pseudomyrmex gracilis is the source of this 1633-nucleotide messenger RNA. RefSeq names its product deoxynucleoside kinase-like. Gene Ontology annotation, cellular component: mitochondrion; cytoplasm. The record is from RefSeq and is a predicted model, not a curated record. NCBI's taxonomy places the organism in Eukaryota, Metazoa, Arthropoda, Insecta, Hymenoptera, Formicidae. Gene Ontology annotation, molecular function: deoxynucleoside kinase activity. The transcript is spliced from 4 exons. Bases 332 to 1264 code for a protein of 310 amino acids.